AUGCUCCCCCAAGACGAAAUCGCCCGGCUCGUCGCUGCACUUGCCGACAGCCAAGUCCAGUUGUAUGCUCAGCUCGCUGGCACGGUACUGAUAUUCUACGAGUAUACGAUCACCUUUGGGACCGAGAUAGACCUCAUCUGGAAUACCUGGACGUGGGAUGGCGCGACAAUGCUCUUUGUGGCGAAUCGAUACUGGACGAUCGCUUACUGCAUCUACGACGCAAUAUUCACCGUAAACAUCAUGCCCAAGUCUGCGAAGGUCGCUAUCGUUACCGCGCAAGUUCAGACUACGAUGAGUCUCCUUCAGAACAUUCCCUGGGCAGUGUUCUCUGCACUGCGGAGCUUUGCUCUCACUCAGAGUUAUGUUCUGGGGGCGACGGAGAAUGUUAUCACGCUGUCGGCAGUCGAUAUUCCGGUAUUUGGCUGGACUUCAACUGGUACUCAAACACCGUUAAUGUCUAAAGCAUCGAUCAAGAUGCAGACUAAAUGCGCCGCAGUCGUCAUCGCUGCACGCAGCUCCGUCAUGUGUGCAGACGUCCUGGCCAUCUGUGCCACCUGGUCUACGUUGUUCCGAAUGCGGAACCUACCACAGGAACCCUUGAAGCGGGCGCGAUACAGCCUCUCUGCCGUUCUGUUACGUGAUGGAACGAUCUACUUUCUUACGCUGCUCGUCUUCAACGCGCUUCAUCUCGCACUGUCGCUUCUAGCAGUCGGACCGGCACUUGGGAGGACCACCAGUAUCAUCACGACGUUCUCCGAUCCAAUAACGAGUAUCCUUAUCACGCGCUUCCUCUUCGACCUCCAAACCGCGAAGAGAAUGAUGGAUGCGUCAACCACUUCGGCGGGGACGGACAAGGCUGCACCAGGGCAGUCUCUCAUAUUCGCUCGCGUCGUGGGUUCACUAUCCGCCUCGCUCGAUUUUGCUGAAAUCAACGAGGAUAAGAAUCGCGAUGAGUACGCAUCCGGAGUGGCUGGAGAAAGCGCAUCGGAGGGAUGCACGAACCAGGAGGAAGUGGUCCCAGGGGAAGCGUAG
Messenger RNA from Epithele typhae, 1032 nucleotides. RefSeq lists its product as uncharacterized. Bases 1 to 1032 code for a protein of 343 amino acids. The record is from RefSeq and is a predicted model, not a curated record. Lineage: Eukaryota; Fungi; Basidiomycota; Agaricomycetes; Polyporales; Epitheliaceae. The transcript has 13 exons.